Molecule: messenger RNA, 2382 nt
Organism: Baudoinia panamericana UAMH 10762
Lineage: Eukaryota; Fungi; Ascomycota; Dothideomycetes; Mycosphaerellales; Teratosphaeriaceae
Exons: 5
Coding region: 1-2382 (793 amino acids)
Biological process (GO): translation
Molecular function (GO): GTPase activity; GTP binding
Source: RefSeq, a predicted model, not a curated record
AUGCACCGCGUCAAGAACGUGCAGUACAACGAGGAGGACCUGUACGACGACGAUGAGGUGGACGAAGGCCAGGGAGAAGAGCAGCUCACACAAGAAGACCGCGACAAUUUCGCAAACCUCACGCCAGUCGUGCGCGCAGAGCUGGAAGAGGCAGGUUUGCAGGCUUCGGACAGGGAGAUACAGGAUGCGUUGUGGAACUAUUACUGGGAUGUCGGAAAGAGUGUGAAUUAUCUCAAGAACAGCCGCACGCCCAGACCACAGCGGCAAGCCAGCAAGAAGGAUGCGAAGGCGAAGAGCAAGUUUGACCAGGCGGCGGAGAAGGCAGAAACUGGCUGUGCUGGCGAGGGUUGGGUGAGAAAGUUCUCAGCGGCGGAACGAAGAGACUUUGCGAUGCCACCUUUAUCGGCUGCCGAGUGGUUCCAAGGUGUUCCAUGGACCGGACUAUCUCCCAGCAUCAGGGGCAACCUUGUGCCAGCCGAACCUGUCAGGCCACGUCCGCGACUGCUCGGUGGCUCUUCCAAACUUGCCAAGCUCGCGGAAGAGCGGCGAAAGAGAAAUGCCGCUGCCGCGGCAUCACCGGAGGUCGAGGUUCCUGCUAGCAAUGGCGCCUUAAGCGCCCUUGACCGCCUUGCUAGUAUCAAGGAUGGGAAGGAGAACGACAAGCCCGCCGCCACGACGCAGGCGGAGCCACGAAAAUACCCGAUCAGGAAGAAACGCGAGCCAACGCCGCCUCCACGAGAGCCGACCCCGCCGCCAGCACCAGCAGAACCGCAAGAGGAGGCGCCUGACCUUCGAGCCUCACCGACGGCAUUUGGACGUACACUGUCAACAAGUCCGCGGCAACAUCCGACUUCGACUAUGCAUCUCAAGGACGUACUUGGCGCGAGCAGCCAGAGCGAUCCAUUCAAUGCACCUUCACCAGACGACGUAGUCAUGCGAGCACAACAGCACAGCAAGGCUGUAUCGAACACAUCAACCAAGCAGGCGUCCACAAAGGGCCUGGAGAGGCAGACCCAGGCGCUCAAUCUCGACGCCGAUGCAACCCCUCAGCAGGCGAAGGUCCGCUCGAAAGGGCUGGACGUACCGAGAUUAUGGGCGGAAGAGAAGUCAAAGCGAAAGCCGUCUGCUGCCUUCGUCGUGAUAGGUCAUGUCGAUCACGGCAAAAGUACGCUCAUGGGUCGGUUACUACUAGACACCGGCGCAGUCGCACAGAGGGAUAUUGACAAAUACCAGAAAGCGGCCACCGAACUCGGCAAGUCAUCCUUCGCGCUCGCAUGGGUGCUCGACACCGACCCACAAGAACGCGAGCGUGGCGUUACAGUCGACAUAGCGCAACAUCACUUCUCCACUGACACCGCGGACUUCACAAUCUUGGACGCGCCGGGACACAGAGAUUUCGUGCCGAACAUGAUUGGUGGCGCCGCAAUGGCAGAUAUGGCCGUGCUGGUUGUUGACGCGAAUCAGUUGGACUCGGGCAUGAAGGGUCAGACGAGGGAGCAUGUAUUACUGGCGAAAGCGGUAGGGCUGAAGAAGGUUGUGGUGGCGGUGAAUAAGAUGGAUGAUACGAAGCCGACUGCGUGGCGCGAAGCGGCGUUUGAGGCGGUGAGGGACGAAGUGCGAAGCUUUUUGACGACUUCAGGCUUUGGAGAGGAGGAUGUGCUGGUUGUGCCAUGCAGCGGACUUGGCGGGGAGAAUGUGGUCAAGGCGCCGUCGUCGAUGGGUGCCGCAGCUUGGGUGGCGAAGUGCAACCCGACCCUGCUGCAGGCACUCGAGCGAUCUAUCCCGUCCGAAACUGAGUCGAAGACCGUAACGCAACCUUUUCGGAUGCAGAUCGCGGACGUUUUCCGCGGCAGCAUACAGAACCCUCUUUCAGUCGCUGGACGUAUCGUAGCCGGCCACGUGCAGGUCGGCGACAGCAUCCUCGUCCAGCCCAGUGGCGAAACAGCCGCCAUUAGAGCCCUGGACGUCAUCGACGAGCCCAGGGACUUCGCUGUUGCAGGCCAGAUUGUGACACUCCAUCUGCAGGAUAUCGAAGCACAGCAUCUCCGCUCCGGCGACGUGGUUUGCGACCCAAAGCGUCCCGUACACCUGCGCAAGAGCUUCGAGGCUGUAGUCGAGGCGGUCGAUCCGCUACUUCCGCAAGCCGUGGACAUACAUAUCGGACGCCUGCACGCGCCAGGGCGGAUCGAGCGUCUAGUGGAGGUCAUGGGCAGUGAGACCGGGCGCAAGAAGCCACGAAUUGUGCGGCAGGGACAGAAAGCCAAGGUGAAGUUGACCUUUGAGGAUGCGGCCUCGAGCGGGUUUCCGCUUGUGGAUGGCGAAAAGGUCGUGCUCAGAGCAGCUGGAGCGACGGUGGGGUAUGGUGUGGUAGACGCCGCAUAG